AUGGCUCUCAUCACCACCCGGGAGCUUCACCUGUUCCACACAAGGGAACGCGACCUUCUGGUCUAUCUCAUCUACACUCUGGGUCGCGACCCUUUCCAGUCCCUUCUUACCGUCGCACUCUGGCUCUGGCUCGAACAUGUCGCUCGCCCCAAUCUCGUUCCUGAAAUCUCCCUUCUCAGUCCGUCACUCAUCAACGCCAUGGCCAACGAGGCAUUUCUCUGUAUUCAGUGUUUACAAUACUCCGACGCCGACGACCCUCGCUCUUACAGCGUCGGCAUCCCUCUCACCGCCACCCUCACCCACAUGAACCUCACUCUGCUCGUCUUUAACCGCAGACGCUUUACCGUCAUUUGCGGGAUUAAGAGCAUUCUAAACAAUGUCUGUUCCAGGAUUUUUACCGAUAUCUUGUCGCAUGUGUAUCAAAUCCCUGGCGCUUGCAGCCUUGCCAGCCUGACUGGCCCACCGACUCCCGUGAUGGUGCCGGGCUUUCCGCACGCCGUGUAUGGACCUUUUAUGCCGAGCAGGCCGGAGUGGGAUUUGACGGAUGGGAGGUUGUGGUAUGACCGGAGCUGGAAACCGUCCGGUGACGUGUCGGACGACGACAAGACCAUGUUCCUGACGUUUUCUAAAGGCUUCCCGGUGACGGAGGAGGAGGUAUGGCACCUGUUCAGGACGGUUUUCGGGGAGAAAAGCGUGGUCCAGAUAUUCAUGGGCAAUCUCUUGGAGGAGGAGUGCUCGCCCCAGGAGGAUGCUCUGUACGCCACCCUGCUCGUGGAUAGCGUCGCGACGGUGGACUGGAUUCUGAACGGACGGAGGCUCGCCAAGUAUAAGAUCAAUGGGAAGGAUAUCUGGGCUCGCAAGUACGAGCGACGAGUCUAG
Molecule: messenger RNA, 879 nt
Organism: Prosopis cineraria
Lineage: Eukaryota; Viridiplantae; Streptophyta; Magnoliopsida; Fabales; Fabaceae
Exons: 1
Coding region: 1-879 (292 amino acids)
Source: RefSeq, a predicted model, not a curated record